Molecule: messenger RNA, 5301 nt
Organism: Chlamydomonas reinhardtii
Lineage: Eukaryota; Viridiplantae; Chlorophyta; Chlorophyceae; Chlamydomonadales; Chlamydomonadaceae
Exons: 7
Coding region: 568-3792 (1074 amino acids)
Source: RefSeq, a predicted model, not a curated record
CCAUUAUUCACACCCACGCUGCUUCAUCGCGUGGGAGACUAUCGCUACAGGCAAAACAGUGCGACCUUCUGACGCCACAGCGAGACAUCGCGCCGUGUUCCAUAGUAUCAUUAAGCUUAAGCAUAUCGAUAGCUGGGCUUGAUUGCUGCUGAGGACCUCGCAGUUUUCCGGCAGAGAGCAUCGUGGAUUUGGGGCCGGAGCCUCGACGGAGUGGCGCUUUAGGCGUGGCAGCUACAAAUACCUCUAUAAUAACAGUGGUGCGACGGGAGCUGGGCGGGUGGAGCGGGUGUUCUGACCGGCCUUCGUGUGCGUGACACAAGGGGGUAGCAAAGCGAGAACACGUCGCUAGUCAAUUGCUACGUACUUAGUCAGGCAAAGCCAUACUCGAAUGUCUAGUUGGAGCUUGUAACAUAAACAGCCUCUCUGGGUUUUGUCUUGGCGGUCAAAUCGAUUGCCUGCCCGGUCACUGCUUCCUAGUUGCCUACACUGCGCCCUGCUCGAACCAGUGAGGCGUUGGACCGUUUCCUGAAGCACAGACGUCAUAGCUGAGCGGGGGCAAACGAGGGAAUGUCCGCAGACGUCAUGAGACAGCUCGCGGCCGCGACUGGCGGUACAUAUGAGGACCUGGUGGCCAAGAAGGCGGCGGUCCCCGGGGGGGAACCGCGGGUGCUACUGGUGACCACAGUGGACAUCGGCGGGGGCGCCAGCGAGCGCAUCGAGGUGCGGCAUGGUGAGCACGCGGAGGACGUGGCGCGGGCCUUCUGCGGCCGCCACGGGCUGCCGGACGCCAUUGUGGGCCCCCUGGCAGCGCACCUGGAGGAGAACCUGAAGAAGGCGGCGGGGGCGCGGGGCCUGCUGCCCGGUGGCGACAGCGGCAAGUCGCUGGAUGGUCGCGUCUCCGGCGGCCUGGCGGCGCCGCAGCCCGCCGAGUCGCCCAAGCGGGACUCCACGCCGACCCCGCCGCCUGCCGCCGCCGCUGCUGCCAGCCUGAACGCCACGGGCGGCUCCACCGCCUCCGGCUCGGCCUCGGCCUCCAAGCCGCAGUACAGCUUCGGCGCCGGCUACGACGAGCAGCUGUACCAGCAGCUGUCCAACAAGCUCAUGGACGAGUCGCAGGCGCACUCCGCACGUGCCGGCCGUGGCAACUGGGUCAGCGCCAGCGAGGUCUUCACCGGCGCGCCCGGAGCCGGCGGCGGCCCGCCCAGCAGCGCGCCCAGCAAGCGCAGCUCGUCCGGGUACGGCGGCGGCGGCGGCGGCAGCAAGGCCACCGACCCCAGCCCGCGCGACAGCGUGCACCUGCGCCUGUACGCCACGGCGCAGGAGCGGCAGGCGCGGCACGUGGAGCGGCGGCGCAUGGCGGACGCGGAGCAGGUGGCGGCGCUGGCGGCGGGGCGCAACAGCAUGGGCUGGAUCAGCGCGCAGAUGAUGCGGGGCCGGGGCUCGGGCGGGCUGUACGACAACUACGGCGAGAUGCUGUACAAGGAGGGCGUGGAGAGCCUGAUGACGCGGCUGAAGGCGGCGGAGCUGGAGCGCAGGGCGCGCGAGGACAAGGAGCUGGAGGGCGUCACCUUCACGCCCGCCAUCACCAAGAAGGCUUGGGAGCUCAAGCAGCGCGAGCGCUCCAGCCUGUCGCACAUCAUGAUGAUGGGCGGCGGCCCCGGCGGCGCCAGCCUGUCGCUGGACGGCUCGCUGCUGGGCGCGGGCGCGGCGGCGGAGGAGGCGGAGAAGUGGGCGCGGCUGCACGGCCGCGGCAUGCGCAAGAGCACGCUGGAGCGGCUGGAGUCGCUGCGGCAGGCGCGCGAGGCGGCGGAGGUGGCGGAGUGCACCUUCCGGCCGCGCAUCAACAAGGCCAGCGACCAGCUCAUGAGCGAGCGGGCGGAGACGCUCAAGGUGCUCAACAUCUCGCACCACGACCAGCUGUACGCUGACUCGCUGCGCCGCCAGGCCAAGCUGCAGGAGCUGCAGAGCUGGUACCCCGACGGCGUCACCUUCCAGCCUGCCGUCAACAAGGACCCGCGCGCGCAAGAGUACCUGCGCCGCAGCUAUGAGCGCAUCUCGCGGCAGGGGGGCCCGACGGCCAGCGGCGCCACCGGCUCCGCCGCCAGCCCGGGAGGCCCCACCGCCAGCAGCGCCACCGCGGCCGGCAGCGUGGGUACCACCAGCGGCGGCGUGCCCUCAGUCGUGGAGCGCCUGUACGCCGAGUACGAGCGCAAGCAGGCCAAGCUGGAGGCCACCCGGCAGCUGCUGCACGGCCCGGUGGACCCCGUCACCCUCAAGCCGCUGUUCCAGCCCGAGAUCUGCCGCGGCCCGCGCCACGUGGCGGGCGGCCGCGGCGCGCGCCCCGCAGGCACCUCCAUCGGCGAUCACCUGUACCGCGCCGCGCAGGAACAGGCCGCCAAGCGCGCCGCGGCGGAGGAGGCGGAGCGCCGCGCCGCGGCGGAGGAGGCCGGGCGGCCGCGCACCACCGCGGUGAGCCAGCGCAUGUUCACGGAGCUCAAGCUGAAGCGCUUCCGCCAGAUCUACGAGUACCUGGACGAGGAGGGCGAGGCCGCCGGCAGCCCCCCCGGCUCCGGCCUGCUGGACCUGCUGGCGGUGCUGGGCCGCGCACCCGCCUACGGCUCGCCCGAGGGCGCCGCGCCUGCGCUGCGCAGCCCCCGCGCCGACAACCUGGACAACGAGGUGCUGAUGGACGUGGAGGCGGCGGCGGACGUGUGGGCGCGGGCCAACGGCGUGCUGCUCAGCCCGGAGGAGCAGGCGGCCAAGGCAGGAGCCGCCGCCGCCGCCGCCAGCCCCCGGGAGGGCGGCAGCGCCGCCAGCCCGGCCAAGUCGCAGGCGGGCGGCGGCGGUGCGGACGUGGGCGGCGGCGGCGUGCUGUCCGGCCCCUGCCCGCCGCUGAGCCUGGACAUGUUCAUGAGCUGCAUGGAGGAGGCGCUGCGCCUGCGCCGCGGCCCGCGCGCCUACCUGGUGCCCUCGCCCUCCGCCAAGCAGGCGCCGCAGCACAGCUUCCGGCCCGCCAUCAACCCGCGCUCCCGCGCCAUGGCCGCCAAGUCCCGCCCCGACGCCGCCUCCACCUUUGAGCUGCUGCACCGCGUGGCGGCGCAGAACGCGGAGCGGCUGGAGGCGCUGCGGCGGGAGAAGGAGGAGGCGGGCCUGGCGGGCUGCACCUUCCAGCCGCAGCUCAACGCCAGCAGCCGCUCCGCCAGCGGCCGCGCGCUCAAGGCGGCGGCCAUGCGCGGCAGCAUGAACGCCAGUGUGAACGCCAACGGCCGCAGCGGCGGCUUCGCGGCGGCGGCGGCGGGCAUCGCCGCCGCGGCGGCGGCGGAUGCGGAGGGCGGCGCUGUGAGCGCGGAGGAGGCGGUGCACGCGCGGCGCCAGGACCUGCAGCAGCGGCUGGUGGACCUGCGGCUGGCGGCGGAGCACGCAGCCGAGAUGCAGGAGCAGCUGCUGUGGGAGCAGGAGGCCGAGCAGGAGGGCGGUGCGGGGGGUGCGGAGGGUGCGGGUGUGGUGGCGGGCGGCGGCGGCGGUGGCGGCCAGGUGGGCGAGGGCGAGGCGGCCCUGGACGAGGAGGUGGCCCGGUUCGCGCUGCUGGAGGCGGAGCUGCGCGACAUGGCGGCACUCACCGCGGUGGCGCUCACCCACAGCGACAAGGAGCUGGCGGCGCUGCAGCAGCAGGGGCAGCAGCAGGGACAGCAGGGACAGCAGGGACAGGCACCGCGCGGCGGCGUCAGCGCGGGCGGCUCCUCGCUUCAGGACCUGGCGGCGGAGCUGGGUGUGGGCUCCUGGCAGAAGUGAGGAGUGCGGGCAGCGCGCCGCGAGUCGCCGCGACGUGCGCAAGUGCAUGAUGCAUAUGACCGGGCUUGAGGUAACGCCUCUUGAUUCAGCGGGCGGAUUGGCUGACCGUUUGACCUAACGAGUUUCCCCCAAAGUAGUUCACGACCCUUGUGAGCCUCUUCCUUGUCGUGCCGGGAAUCGUUUUUAGCCGUUUUCGGAUCGUUGGACUAUUCUUAUCUUGCUUUUCCCUUCUUGGACAUUCUAGUAGUCGCAAUAAGCUCCGCGCAGAGGACAGCGCCGAGGCGAUUUAGGGCUCCUGCCACGGGUGCGGGGGUCAGACGGCCCCAGCGCGUGCGGCCCCCCCUUUGUAUGUGUGUGGGUGGGGGUUGCGGGGGGGAGGGCUGCCUACCAAGAGGUCGGCGGGCCUCCUGCUCCGCAUGACAGGAGCAGUAACAAAGCAUACAGUAACCAGUACAUGACAACAUGUGAGGGAGUGGGGGUAAACGCAGCCUUUAGCCGCUUUGGCCGGUGACGGCAAGGCCCUGGCAGUACAUGUGAGCGGGAUGGUGCGGCGGCAGGCGGCGCCGUGGAAUGCCGUUUGCUUCGUGGCUGACUCGUCGGUGUGGGGCAAGGCAGCGCGCAUGCCUGGCUGGUACUAGUACCAUGUGGUGUGUGGUGGUGUUAGGAGGAGGGGGUGGCACUGGAGCGGGCGCUGGCACCCAGGUUGCCGGCCGCACAGUGCCCGUCCGGCGGUAUGAAUGCCGGGCUGCCCCGGUGAUUCUGUGCCGCCCUGCUUGCCGGUUGUUGCCAGGUGCCGCCGCAAAGCCCGCGGGCUGGAGCCGUGGGGUAGACUUAGGUCAGCCGGUGAGAACACAGAACGGCAGGAUCCUGAGCCGUAGCAGUAAAACAAGGUCGAAGGCACGGUGAGAGAUGAUGACUGACCAGAAGUUGAAGCUCACAGUUGAGGCAGGCGCCUGAUCAGGCCUGAUAGCCAUAUUAAGUUGCCUGUGUAACACACGCCAAAGGCUCACGAAGGAUCUCCGACUCCGUUCACGCACAAGUCCACACAGGUCCAUACGCCCCUUCAACCAACCCUCGCCAGCGGACCGCCCGUCUGUCCACCUACUCAUCCAGGUCCAUCAAACCGACAGUGGCGGCAUCCACGCCUCGCCGCGUUCGGCAUCCCCGAGCGAAGCAACAAUGUGUUAGAGGUCUAGGCUUGGUAUGGGCCGUGGCUGUUGUCUCACGAGCCAAUGAGCCAUGACCGCCGACUGCGCACGUCAGGGCGGCUCUGUAUGUAUGGUUAUGCGCUGCAAUGUCAACAGCGGUCCAGGCCCGCAAGCAGACUGGUGCCCUAUUCCGGUGACAAAGCAGACUGGCAAUGAGCAGCGCGCACACAGAACGCACACGGAGUCACGAACAACCAAACAAGACCUGGGCACAUGACAGCGUUCGACAAGGCCACCAGUGCAGUACCCGUGCAAUGACCCGUGGCUCACACAGUGCACAUCUACAGUAACACACAUGCCC